Messenger RNA from Syzygium oleosum, 1486 nucleotides. RefSeq names its product palmitoyl-monogalactosyldiacylglycerol delta-7 desaturase, chloroplastic-like. The coding region runs from base 143 to 1291 and encodes 382 amino acids. Gene Ontology annotation, cellular component: endoplasmic reticulum membrane. The transcript has 5 exons. NCBI's taxonomy places the organism in Eukaryota, Viridiplantae, Streptophyta, Magnoliopsida, Myrtales, Myrtaceae. Gene Ontology annotation, biological process: lipid metabolic process. Gene Ontology annotation, molecular function: oxidoreductase activity, acting on paired donors, with oxidation of a pair of donors resulting in the reduction of molecular oxygen to two molecules of water. The record is from RefSeq and is a predicted model, not a curated record.
UGUCGCUCCACUAUAAAUUAUAGUGCUUCAUUCAUGUCCUUCUUGACCGAAUCUGCAACCACAAGAGUGCCAAUAAUGUCCUCUGUUCUCCCACUUCCAAGCCAUUUGUCACCCUAACCACCUCCUUCCAAUUUGACGCAUCAUGGCUCUGCUUCACGCCAACCCGAAACCCUUCCUUCUCUCUCCUCGCCGCCUCCCAAUUCGCUCCUCAACCCACCACCCGACUUCGUUCAACAAUCGUCAGAAACUCAAUCUCAUUCUCCGCCCGCCAAUCCAAUACAAUGCGCUUCGCGAAUUCGCAAUCCCAAACAAUCUCCCCAGCAAAAACAGAACGUCCCGGCUCAAUGCCGAAGCCGGGUCGGUCGGAGUCUCCGAACCAGGGGCCGCGAGCGGGAGGAGGAUUUUUCUGUCGGACGUGGUGGUGAAGAGGAAAAGGCGAGUCUUUUCGGGGAGAAAGUGGAGUUCCCUGGACAUUGGGACUGCUGUUGUCGUUUUGGCAAUGCAUUUGCUCGGCUUGUUAGCGCCGUUUUACUUCUCUUGGAGCGCCUUCUGGGUCGCCGUUUCGUUGUACGUAGUUACUGGUCUGUUAGGCAUUACGCUGUCGUUUCACAGGAACCUUUCCCACAGGAGCUUCAAGCUGAGCAAGUGGCUGGAAUACUUGUUUGCUUAUUGUGGUGCCUUGGCUCUUCAGGGUAAUCCAAUAGAUUGGGUGAGCACACACAGGUACCAUCACCAGUACUGUGAUUCGGAGAGAGACCCUCAUAGUCCCCUUGAAGGCUUUUGGUUCAGCCACAUGAGUUGGCUCUUUGAUACCAACUCUGUUGUUCAAAGGUGUGGAGGACCAAACAAUGUGGGGGAUUUGCAGAAGCAGCCAUUUUACAGGUCCCUGCAGAGCACCUACAUUGCACACCCCAUUGCACUUGCUGUUCUGCUCUACGCAUUGGGAGGAGUUCCUUUCCUUGUGUGGGGAAUGGGUGUAAGAAUCGUAUGGGUUUAUCACAUCACAUGGCUUGUGAAUUCAGCUUGCCAUGUCUGGGGAAGGCAAGCAUGGAACACUGGGGACUUAUCAAGGAACAAUUGGUGGGUGGCAGUUCUUGCAUUUGGUGAGGGUUGGCACAACAAUCACCAUGCCUUUGAGUACUCGGCUAGGCAUGGGCUAGAGUGGUGGCAGCUUGACAUGACAUGGUAUGUGGUGAGGCUUCUUCAAGCUCUUGGCUUGGCCACCGAUGUGAAGUUGCCCAAUGAAGCACAGAAGCAGCGCUUGGCAUUGAACAUGGGCACCACCAGUUGAAUCUGGAAAGUCUAGUCGAAGGCCUAAUUUCAACAGUUUUGAGAUGGAUUGCCUCCAAUUUCCUAUUGACCUCCUUUUAAAGGCCUUUGCAAGCAUGAAAAGCCACUGAUUUUUGACUGAAUGUAUAUUAUAGAAAAACUUAUAUGCAUUACGCUGGAUUUAAUUCCAAUGAGAAGAGAAACUCGAUUAUGUGAA